This is a messenger RNA of Paramecium pentaurelia, 1065 nucleotides long. The record is from the annotation of a GenBank genome assembly. Lineage: Eukaryota; Ciliophora; Oligohymenophorea; Peniculida; Parameciidae.
UGAAUGUUCAAAUUGUGGUAAAUCUACUGGAUUUUCAUUAAAAAUAAAUGGGGAAUUACCACUCAAAGAAACUAGGUAUUAUUUGACAAAUAUCUUAGAUAUUAAAAAAAGCAAAGGAUCUUAAAAAAAUUAAAAGCUAUUGGAAAUGCUAUUAUUUUCAUUUAUUUAUAUAAAAUGGAAGCUAUUAAAAAAUGGAAAAAGAAAAUGCAUCAUCUUAAAUUAUCUAAGAACUUAACAAUCUUAAGAAGACCUGCAGUUUUGUAAUUUGUUAAUUAAUUACCAAAUGCUCAACCUAUUAAAUAACUUAUGAAGUACAUUAUAUCUUUUGAAAGAUUGAAAUAAUAUCCUAAUUCAUCAACUUCCAUUCAAGAAUUCACUUGAAUUAUAAAAAGGUGUAACCAAUGAGUAUUCUCAUACAAUUUAUACUCAAUAAACUUCUAGUAAUCCAAAAGAGCCAAGACCUUUUGAUCCAUCUCCUGUGAGACCUAAAUCUCGUCAUUUGAUUGAGAAUUUAGGUAAGAAUCUCACUAAUUCAAAGGAUAUGUAAAAAAUGGAAAUGAGUAAUUUUCUGAAUAAUAGCAAUAAUAAAUGAGUAGGGAAUCUUAAAUUGAAUUAAAGAGAUUAGGAAGAUAGAAAGCAUUCUAGAAAACAGUUGAAAUGUGUUCAAAUAAAUCAUAAAAUGUAUUACAAAACAGUUAAGAUGAAGAAGUAUUAAUGAAUGAAUCUGUGCAUAGAAUAUAAUAAUCAAAUUAAAAAGUAGCAAGAAAAAGUUCAAUUUAAUAAUAUUUGGAAAAGAUAUUCAGAAAUGUAGAAUGUGUAAAUAAAAAAGAAAAUAAUAUUAAACCUUUGAGCAUAUUUAAUGAAGAAAUAAAUAAAUCAAAAAGCAAAUAUCAUUUCAGAUCUAAUUCUUAAUUGUAUUUAACUAAUUAUUAAUCUUAAUUGGUACCAUAUUAUGAACAAAUUAGAACUACAACUAACAGUUCUUAUUAUAAUAAUAAAAAGUAUAGUAUUAAGCCAUUAGGUAUGAUUAAAAAUAAAAAUAAAGUUAUUAAAGUAAAAAAGUGA